CUACGCCUCGUGCAAAAUGGCACACCCCCUCUUCCCUUCUCUCUCCGGAGUCGGGCCUAAAAUAGACGGCCGCCAAUGCCGAACUAAAUCAACGCUCCAUCGGGUCCCAUCCCACUCAUCCUCUAUUCCUACGCGCCCAACACACACACACACACACUCUCUCUCUUUCACCCUUUGAGUCUACAAAAAUACGCAAGAACUGCCAGGCGGGGGACGGUGGUCCACUUUCAGCCGGAUCUCGUUACAGCCGGCUACUCUCUGCUUGCCACGCCUACGAUAAGCCCCUGCACCAUCAGCUGCCUUCCUCUCAAUCCCUCUCCCCACCUUCACAUUCACUCCGCUCUGAGUCUCCACAUUUCUGAUCGAAUUUUACUCCCCCCCCCCCCCCCCCCCGCGGGGACCCUACUCUCUUCUUCCUCUACUUCUCUCUCUCUCUCUCUCUCUCUCUCUCUCUCUCACAAUUCGGAGAUUCCAGCUUCAACGUUAGCAUUCCAGCUUCAAGCAUUUGAUCCGUCGCGAUCAGUCUUCGAAGAUUGAUUGCUCGAGGACGUUGCCAGAAUCAUACGUAUAUGUGUGUGUACACAUACGCACACACAUACAGAUGAGUGUGCUUUGAAGCUUUGUAAUUGUGAAGACAAAGCAAAAUCCGAGCAUUGGACUGGAUUAGAUUGGGAUCGAAGAUCUUUAGAGGGAAGUUAGUUUAUCAUCUGUGUUUUGGUGGUUGGUUGGAGCUGGAGGAAUUUCGGUUAUAUAUGGUUUUGAGGGGUUUUCAAGUGUUGGGUUGUGUUCGUUUUACGGUCGACAGAGUUUUGGAUUGUGUAUAGGUUCUUAUUGAGCCUGAGAAUUAGUCGACAUGGUGGCCGCUAAUUUAUUCCAUUGUAGAAAGAAUUCGUGGCCGCCGGACGAGUACGUCGCUCGGGCGACUUUGCAGUUGCUUGAUUUUGAUAGUGCUGCCCCACCAGAGCAAGCAUGGAGAAGGAGACUAAACAGCCAUGCGAAUAUUCUGAAAGAGUUCAGUGUUACAUUUAUGGAAGCCAUAAGGAUGGUUCGACUUGGUAUUCGACUUUGGUCUUAUAUUAGGGAGGAGGCCUCUCAUGGAAGGAAAGCACCUAUUGAUCCUUUCACUCGAGAGAGUUGCAAGCCAUCAGCAUCACAAGGGGUUCCGCUUGGAGGGAUGGGAAGUGGCAGUAUAUCUCGAGGCUUCAGGGGUGAGUUCAGGCAUUGGCAAAUUAUCCCUGGUAUUCGUGAAGCUUCUCCUAUAAUGGCCAAUCAGUUCUCUAUCUUUAUAUCUAGAGAUGGAGGAAGCAAAAAUUAUGCAUCAGUUUUAGCCCCUGGUCAGCAUGAAGGCUUAGGGAAAUCUGGUGAUCAGGGUAUUUCUUCAUGGGGCUGGAAUUUGAGUGGACAGCAUUCCACAUACCAUGCUCUCUUUCCCAGGGCAUGGACAAUUUAUGAUGGUGAACCAGAUCCAGAGCUUAAAGUGUCUUGCCGCCAAAUAUCACCAUUUAUACCACAUAAUUAUAGAGAAAGCAGUCUUCCUACUGCUGUUUUUGUUUACACGUUAGUGAACACCGGGAAGGAAAGGGCAAAAGUCAGCCUUCUCUUCACAUGGGCGAACUCAAUUGGAGGGAUCUCACACCUCUCAGGAGAUCAUGUAAAUGAACCAUUUAUAGGCGAAGAUGGAGUCUCUGGCGUUCUUCUACAUCACAAGACCGCAAAAGAGAAACCUCCUGUCACCUUUGCUAUAGCUGCAUGUGAAACUCAGAAUGUGAAUGUGACUGUUCUGCCAUGUUUUGGACUAUCUGAAGGAAGUCAAGUUACUGCAAAGGAUAUGUGGUGUAAAAUGGUCCAGGAUGGGCAUUUUGAUCAGGAGAACUUCAAUUCUGGACCAAGCAUGCCUUCAUCGCCUGGGGAAACGCUUUGUGGUGCAGUCUCAGCUUCAGCAUGGGUGGAACCCCAUGGAAAGUGCACUGUUGCAUUCGCUGUUGCUUGGUCGUCCCCAAAAAUAAAAUUUUUAAAAGGAAGUUCAUAUCACAGGAGGUACACAAAAUACUAUGGAACUUCUGAAAGAGCCGCUCUGAACUUGGUGCAUGAUGCUCUAAAAAAUUAUAAGCGGUGGGAGGAAGAGAUUGAGAAAUGGCAAAAUCCUAUCCUCGACGAUGACCGGCUUCCUGAAUGGUACAAAUUCACAUUGUUUAACGAGCUCUACUUUUUAGUUGCUGGCGGAACAGUUUGGAUUGAUUCUUUUCCUCCAGCUUCUGAUGGGGGAGAUAACUGUCAUCAAGUGACAGAUGUAGAAAACACAAAUGUUGAAGUAACCAAAGCCAAAGUAAACCGCAGGCAAGAUCCAGUGGUAGACCAUACUAUUGUUAGAGAUUAUGGUUAUUGUGAUUGCAAUGCUAUGGAGAAUGAGGAUAAAAGUAUUCCAAGGACAGAUGCACAUAGAAAUGAGAUGGUGAGUCCUCUGAAGGGAGAUGACAAUCAGUCUCAACAUCUCUAUACAUUAACAGAUUCAAAAAAUGAUGGCGAUGAUGUGGGUAGAUUUCUAUAUUUGGAAGGAGUGGAAUAUAUUAUGUGGUGUACCUAUGAUGUACACUUCUAUGCAUCUUUUGCACUUCUUGAGCUGUUUCCCAAAAUUGAACUCAAUAUUCAGCGUGAUUUUGCAAAAGCUGUCUUAUCAGAAGAUGGAAGAAAAGUGAAAUUUUUGACUGAAGGAAAUAGUGGAAUACGGAAAGUCCGUGGAGCUGUUCCUCAUGAUCUUGGAACACAUGAUCCAUGGCAUGAAAUGAAUGCAUAUAACAUACAUGAUACAAGUGUGUGGAAGGAUCUGAAUCCGAAGUUUGUGCUUCAGGUGUAUAGGGAUUUUGCUGCAACACGGGAUAUGUCUUUUGGAGCUGAUGUGUGGCCUGCUGUCUGUGCUGCAAUUAAUUAUAUGGAACAAUUUGAUAGAGACAACGAUUGCCUAAUUGAGAAUGAUGGGUUCCCUGAUCAAACUUAUGAUACUUGGACAGUUCAUGGCAUAAGUGCUUACUGUGGCUGCUUGUGGGUGGCUGCACUUCAAGCUGCAGCUGCAAUGGCUGCUCAACUAGGUGACCAGGUCUUUGCUGAAAGAUUCAAAAGCAAAUUCUUGAGGGCUAAAUCUAAAUUUGAAGAAAAACUAUGGAAUGGUUCUUAUUUUAACUAUGACAGCGGGUCAAGUAGUAACAGUAGAUCUAUUCAAGCUGAUCAACUGGCAGGGCAAUGGUAUACAGCAUCCUCAGGCUUGCCUUCCCUUUUUGAUGAUUUCAAAAUCAAAAGUGCUCUACAGAAAAUCUAUGAUUUCAAUGUUAUGAAGGUUAGAGGAGGAAGGAUGGGUGCUGUGAAUGGAAUGCAUCCCAACGGAAAGGUGGAUGAGACUUGCAUGCAGUCACGUGAAAUUUGGGCGGGUGUUACUUAUGGUCUUUCAGCUACAAUGAUUCAUGCUGGGAUGGAGGAACAAGCUUUUACUACGGCUGAGGGUAUUUUUAUCGCAGGCUGGUCAGAAGAGGGAUAUGGAUAUUGGUUCCAGACACCAGAGGCUUGGACAAUUGACGGGCACUUCCGAUCCCUAAUGUACAUGAGACCGCUUGCAAUCUGGGGAAUGCAGUGGGCGCUGUCCCUUCCCAAGACAAUCCUGGAGGCUCCUAAGAUCAACAUAAUGGACAGAAUUCGCACGUCGCCUGUAAGUGCAACACACAACGAAACUGGUGUCAGAAAAAUAGCCAAGAGAGGAAAGUGCUUUCGCAAUUCCGUGUUUCAUUGCGCAUGCUGAUUUUGCUGCUUGGUGUUAGGAUGAGAUGCAUGCUGGACUUGGAAGAAUAUUUUUUUCUCUUUUUUGGAGGGGGUGGGGGUGGCCAAGAGGAUAAAACAGGAGUGGGCUGCAACAGCAGGGUGAUAUUUGUCAUCCUUGAAUUGGACUCACCUAAAUCUAAUUUAUUACUUAAUAUAUGGACUACUGUUUCCUCAAGAUUAACUCAUAAUUAAGUGAUGUGGAAGUAUGAAUUCCGGACCUUAGGUUUGGAUUUGGAUGAAUUUGAACAAAUUUCAAUAUAAAUUUGUAUUACAUUUUAUUCAAAUUCAACAUAAUUUUAUGGUUGCAUUCUGCACAAAA
Molecule: messenger RNA, 4126 nt
Organism: Malania oleifera
Lineage: Eukaryota; Viridiplantae; Streptophyta; Magnoliopsida; Santalales; Ximeniaceae
Exons: 18
Coding region: 854-3787 (977 amino acids)
Biological process (GO): carbohydrate metabolic process; glucosylceramide catabolic process
Cellular component (GO): membrane
Molecular function (GO): beta-glucosidase activity; glucosylceramidase activity
Source: RefSeq, a predicted model, not a curated record